CAGGCGGCCGCAUGAAACGCGCUUAGAUAGUUUUAUAUAAUUAUUCCAUUUUUAUACCCUACAACACUAUGUGUUGGGGGUAUUAUAAGUUUGAUUGGGCCAGAAUUUAUGUAACACCUCGAAAUAUUGAUUUCCCAUAUAGGAAAGUAUAUAUGGAUCUUCCUAGCUCGUUUUUAUUUAAAGUUCAUUAUUUUUUGUUUGUUUCGGAAUUUCAUAAUGUCGGAAAACACGUCAUUAGAUGGUCUUCGUCAGUUCGGUCUGCUCAUAGGAUUAAUUUAUGUAAUACACUUUGUGAUAUGUGCAAAUUUUACCACAAUAAAACUGCAAUAUUAUUUGGAAGACAAAGAGGCGACUGCAGCGGAUGGCCUUCGCUUUGACAGUGACAAAGAAGGAAUUUCGAUUUUGAUAAAUACGCUGACAUUUGAUAUUUGCGGAUUUCUGACGUCAUCUUUAUUAAUAUGGGGCAUUUUAAAGCAGAAGCAUUUGUAUUUCAUACCCUGGCUGAUUAUGGCAUUUUUCCUAAUACUCCAGACCGGCAUCGAACAUCUGGCGAGUGUCUACCAAUUCAUGUGUCACAUUGUGGAGCCGUUUAAUUAUCCCCAGAUAAAUGUUAAUGUUGAAGCAAUUAAAAUUUUAAUUUUUUCCACCACUUUGGUUGUCCAGAUAUUGUUUCACAUAACAAUACAAAAACUUUACAAGGAACUGGUGUUUGAACAUCAGACACGUAUAUUUGAGACAUCGAGUGCCACAUAUAUAUAUUACUUGGGCUGUGAGGAUGGAUGAAGACAGCAACUACACGCCAUUAGUAUUAUUAUUAUUAUUAUUUUUUUAUAAAAAGAAAAUACGCUAUUGCCAUUAUAUACACUUUAUUUUAUAUUUUUUGCAAGAGAAGUUCUUUGUUGCCAAGCCUCACUAACAUUUAGA
Musca domestica (house fly) is the source of this 924-nucleotide messenger RNA. RefSeq lists its product as uncharacterized. The record is from RefSeq and is a predicted model, not a curated record. The transcript has 4 exons. Bases 217 to 783 code for a protein of 188 amino acids. Lineage: Eukaryota; Metazoa; Arthropoda; Insecta; Diptera; Muscidae.